AUGGUAUUUGGGCAGCAGAUGAUCACUUCUGGGUCGGCCUACGCUCUGAUUAGAAAGCUAAGCUUGUUGGAGGAUCGAACCAUACAUCUUAGCCAAAAGGAUUCACUGGAUGUAGUGCGCGAUAGGGCCUGUGAAAUUAGGCAAAAACAGUAUCUGACUAAUGAGAAGCAAUAUAACCUGAGAGCGCGAGAAGUCGUCUACAAGGAAGGUCAGGAGGUGUUUAGGCGGAAUUUUAAGCAAAGCAAUUUCGAGGCCGGCUACAAUGCGAAAUUCGGACCCAGUUUUCUCAAGGCUAGAGUUCGUAAGAGAUUAGGAGAAGCCUACUACGAACUUGAGGAUAUGCAGGGGAAGCUCCUUGGGAAAUUUCAUGCUAAGGACAUAAGGCAGUAG
This is a messenger RNA of Drosophila takahashii, 390 nucleotides long. RefSeq lists its product as uncharacterized. NCBI's taxonomy places the organism in Eukaryota, Metazoa, Arthropoda, Insecta, Diptera, Drosophilidae. The record is from RefSeq and is a predicted model, not a curated record.